AUGGCAAGCCGUGGACACAAGCGUUCAGCAAUAGAGUGUAGGACAAAGACGAAAACUUUGCGGCAGGAGUACGAACGUGUGGCAAACCACAACAAUUGCUCUGGCAAUUCUCCCGUAACAUGCCUAUUCUACGAGGAACUGCACAGCAUUCUUCACAGGGCUGGACAUGCGAGGCCAAAGCGGGUGGCGAGGAAGCUUCAUUUUCAAACGGUGGACAAAGUCCAACAACCAUGCAUGGAAGAAAGAGGAGGGUCAGAGGAACCUUUGUCAAAUGAUGAUCUACUGAUCAUCGACCUAGAGCAUUUCCAUUGCUCCACCCCUGCAGAUGUCGGCAGUUGUGAAAAUCUUCCCAGCACUGUUGAGAGUGUUCCUGUGGACAGACAGCUGGCUGAGAUGACGAUCACAGACUGCAUUGAGCCUGGCAGAUGUGAAAAUCUUCCCAGCACUGUUGAGAGUGUUCCAGUGGACGGAGAGCUGGCUGAGACCAGGAUCAUGGACUGCAUUGAGCCUGCUGUUUCAGGCACUGAUGAGUGGAAGUUUGUUGCUGAUUUGUCACCAGCCGCCCGGUUGGCCACUGUGAGGAAAAGGAAGCGGCGUGGGGCUGUGCUUCACGAUGUUGCUGAGCAAAUCCUGAAGCAGUGUGCUACCGAGCAAGAGCUGUCCAAACGGCGCCACAAAGAGAUGAUGGAGGAAGAAAAACGCUGUCACAAUGAGCUGUUUGAAGAAGGCAGGAAAGACCGCCAGGUGUUCCAGGUUGCGAUGUGGCAAAAUAUGAACCUAAUGCUUGCAGCAGUCAGUGCCCUUAAAACACUGGGUGAGUUAUUCGCUGGGAAGCAGCAGCCAGUGAACGUUAAAGGAACACCCCAACGUGCUAAAGUACCAUCUCACCUGGCACGUAUGGAGCCGCCCUUGUUGUCCGUGCAGGGCCCUGUGUCCUUUGAGGAGGUGGCCAUCUACUUCACAGAGGAAGAGUGGGCUCUGCUGCAUUCUGGCCAAAAAGCUCUUUACAGGGAAGUCAUGAUGGAGAACUACAGGAAUCUGGUCUCUCUGGGAUCUUGGAUCUGCAAACCUGGCCUCAUUUCCUGGCUGGAGGAAGUGGAUGAAAUGUUCAUUCAAAACUCUGAGGAUGUGAAGAGUGCAACAGCCGGAGAUGAAGAAGAAUCAGGUGGAGUCUCUGGGGGAGCAAAAGAGGAUUCAGAAUUGGAAGAAAACAUUGGGAAUCAAGAAAGACUGAAGAGUUGGCAGAGAUGGAAGAGUGAAGGAAACCUGAAGCAGAGGAAGAAUUUUUUUUCCUUUCAUGACAGGGCUCUGAAUCAGUUGCCUCUGAAUGAGAAAAGGUCUGGCUGCAGUUCUAGUGCUAAAAGAUAUGCGAGGAUUCACUCAGGGAAGAAGGCGCAUACAUGCUUGGAGUGUGGAAAAAGUUUCCAUCGUGCCAACCUGCUAACUUAUCAUAAAAGAAUUCACACCGGGGAGAAGCCAUAUAAAUGCUUGGAGUGUGGAAAUAAUUUCAGUAGCAAGAGAAGCCUUAUUUAUCACUACAAGAUUCACACAGUGAAGAAACCAUAUAAAUGUAUGGAGUGUGGAAAGAGUUUCCAGAGUACCAACUUACUAACUUAUCAUAAAAGAAUUCACACAGGGGAGAAGCCAUAUAAAUGCUUGGAGUGUGGAAAGAGCUUUAGAUACAAAAGAACACUGGAUUCUCACGGAACUGUUCAUACAGGAGAGAAAUUGUAUAAAUGCGUGGAGUGUGGAAAUAGUUUCAAUCAGAAGAGAAGCCUUAUUUCUCAUCACUGGAUUCACACAGGGGAGAAGCCAUAUAAAUGCUUAGAGUGUGGAAAGAGCUUCCAUCGUGCCAACCUGCUAACUUAUCAUAAAAGAAUUCACACCGGGGAGAAGCCAUAUAAAUGCUUGGAGUUGAAGAAACCAUAUAAAUGUAUGGAGUGCGGAAAGAGUUUCCAGAGUACCAACUUACUAACUUAUCAUAAAAGAAUUCACACAGGGGAGAAACGAUAUAAAUGCUUGGAGUGUGGAAAAAGUUUCCAUUGUGCUAGCAAGUUAACUUAUCAUAAAAGAAUUCACACAGGGGAGAAGCCAUAUAAAUGCUUGGAGUGUGGAAAGAGCUUUAGAUACAAAAGAACACUGGAUUCUCACAGAACUGUUCACACAGGACAGAAAUUGUAUAAAUGCAUGGAGUGUGGAAAUAGUUUCAAUCAGAAGAGAAGCCUGAUUUCUCAUCACUGGAUUCACACAGGGGAGAAGCCAUAUAAAUGCUUGGAGUGUGGAAAGAGCUUCCAUCAUACCAACCUGCUAACUUAUCAUAAAAGAAUUCACACAGGGGAGAAGCCAUAUAAAUGCUUGGAGUGUGGAAAGAGCUUUAGAUACAAAAGAACACUGGAUUCUCACAGAACUGUUCACACAGGAGAGAAAUUGUAUAAAUGCAUGGAGUGUGGAAAUAGUUUCAAUCAGAAGAGAAGCCUUAUUUCUCAUCACUGGAUUCACACAGGGGAGAAGCCAUAUAAAUGCUUGGAGUGUGGAAAGAGCUUCCAUCAUACCAACCUGCUAACUUAUCAUAAAAGAAUUCACACCGGGGAGAAGCCAUAUAAAUGCUUGGAGUGUGGAAAGAGCUUUAGAUACAAAAUAACACUGGAUUCUCACAGAACUAUUCACACAGGGGAGAAACCAUAUAAAUGCAUGGAGUGUGGAAAGAAUUUCAGUAGCAAGAGAAGCCUUAUUUAUCACUACAAGAUUCACACAGGGGAGAAACCGUAUAAAUGUGUGGAGUGUGGAAAGGGUUUCCAGCGUACCAACUUACUAACUUAUCAUAAAAGAAUUCACACCGGGGAGAAGCCAUAUAAAUGCUUGGAGUGUGGAAAGUGCUUUAGAGGCAAAGGAGCGCUUGAUGCUCACCAAACAAUUCACACAGGAGAGAAACAGUAUAAAUGCAUGGAGUGCGGAAAGAGCUUUCAUUGUACCAGCUUGCUAACUUAUCAUAAAAGAAUUCACACAGGGGAGAGACCACAUAAAUGCUUGGAGUGUGGAAAGGGCUUUAAAGACAAAAGAGCGCUUGAUUCUCACGGAACUGUUCAUACAGAAGAGAAACUGUAUAAAUGCCUGGAGUGUGGAAAGAAUUUCAGGUGGAAGAAAAGCCUUACUUAUCACCACAGGAUUCACACAGGUGAGAAACCAUAUAAAUGUUUGGAGUGUGGAAAGAGUUUCCAUCACAUUGAUUUGAUACUGAAGGAACAGAUUCUUCCCAGCAUGUGUCCCACUGAGGCUUCUGCUGUCCUCAAUGAACUCUGCUCCGUAGCUGCUGCAAAUAGCACACUCAGUGAAGAGAAGAGAUUUGUGACCACACCACCUCUGGAAGAGGAACAAGCGCUGCUACCAAGCAUGCGCAGAGGAGUCCAGAAACAUGGCAGAAGCAAUAGACAUCCCAUCCCUUCCGUGGAUGCUGUUGACAAUCCACUGAAAAUCAGCUCACAGGUGACUGAUGGAUUGCAGUUCUGCCCACCCUUAGUAGGAGAAACAUAA
Molecule: messenger RNA, 3531 nt
Organism: Eublepharis macularius
Lineage: Eukaryota; Metazoa; Chordata; Lepidosauria; Squamata; Eublepharidae
Product: zinc finger protein 93-like
Exons: 11
Coding region: 1-3531 (1176 amino acids)
Biological process (GO): regulation of DNA-templated transcription
Source: RefSeq, a predicted model, not a curated record